Prunus armeniaca (apricot) is the source of this 1428-nucleotide messenger RNA. Lineage: Eukaryota; Viridiplantae; Streptophyta; Magnoliopsida; Rosales; Rosaceae. The record is from the annotation of a GenBank genome assembly.
AUGGAGAAGAAGCUUUUGGACGCGGCCAUGGAAGGAAACAUAGCGAUGCUUAAAGAUUUAAUCCAACAAGAUCCACUUGUUCUUGAUAGAAGUUUAGUAUCCUGCGUCUCCGAGACCCCACUUCACAUAGCUUCAAUGUUGGGCCAUCUGGGUUUCGUCAAGGAGCUACUGAGUCAUAAGCCCGAGUUGGCCUCCGAGCUGGACUCGAGGGGCUCGACUCCUCUCCACUUGGCGGCGGCCAAAGGGCACGCGGAGAUCGUAAAGGAGCUGGCUUUGGUGGAUCCCGCGGCAUGCAUGGUGAGGAACGAAGAUGGGUGGGCGGCCCUCCACGUGGCAGCCGUCAAGGGGCGUGUUAAGGUGCUGGGUGAGUUGGCCCGAGUCAGGACUGACUCCACUCUGGCGUUGACGGACCGGGGCGAGACUGUGCUGCACUUGUGCGUUGGGCAUAAUCGGUUGGAGGGGUUGAAGGCUUUGGCUGAGGCUUUUGGAAAAGAUGAUGAGUUUCUGAAUUGGAAGGACGUCGAUGGGAACACCAUUUUGCAUAUUGCUGUGGCCAAGAAGCAAAUUGAGAUCAUUAAGUUCUUGCUUACCAGUACCGGAGUGAAUGUGAAUGCGUUGAAUGCCAACAGCUUUACGGCUUUGGACAUUCUGAUGCAGAGUCCUAGAGAUUUGAGGGAUGUGGAGAUUGAGGAUUCUCUUCGAAGUGUAGGGGCUAAAAGUGCAAAGGAUGUACGUCCCAUUGUGCAUGACUGGGUUCGAGUUCCAACAAAAGAACGCCAGAUAGCAAGACGUCUAGGCUCAGUACUAUCCUCUAAAGAGGGUGAUUCUAUGAAACCGGCUGCCCAACAGAAGCCUAGCGAUUGGCUUGGGAGGAAGAGAAGUUCAUUGAUGGUGGUGGCAUCUCUCCUUGCAACCGUAGCCUUCCAAGCUGGUUUAACCCCGCCAGGAGGUGUUUGGCAGGAUGACCUGAAAGUAGAUGAGAAUGGCAACCCUGUGGCAAAACCUCAUUCCGUAGGAACUUCUGUCAUGGCAUAUAACCUGCCAAAAGAGUAUGGUCUGUUCAUGAUUUUUAACACAACCGCUUUCCUCACAUCCCUAAGCAUAAUUCUUCUGCUUGUUAGCGGGCUACCAAUAAAGCGUCGAAGGUGGAUGUGGAUACAAAUGGUCAUAAUGUGGGUUGCCAUCACUACACUAGUAGUAACUUUCUUCAUCUCUCUCCGUCACAUGUCACCUGAUGACAUAAAUGUGCAAGGCACGCUGCGUGAGGUAACGUCGAUAUCAGUUUUGACAUGGUUGACUUUGAUGGUGGUUGUUUUCGUAGGGAAUUGUAUUCGUAUGAAUUUAUGGGUUCUCAGAAAGUACGGUUAUAUUAAGCCAAAAGAGGAAUCAGCCACCAUUGAUGAUGAACUUGAAGAGGGGGAGAACUGA